AGGACCAGUUAGUACCUACCUACAACCACGACAUAGACUUCAACAUCAAUAUGGUCCUCCUUGAUCUUGCCAUACCUCUGCCACCAUUACAACCCAACAACACUCUCUCCUUUUAUCCCUAUCCCUCUCAUUCCCACUCUCACGUCCCAGGCCCUUCCACACCCUCUCGACCCAAUCCCAUCCGUGGCCCCCUUCCUUCUGCAUUACCUACCUCUACUCCCAAUGUCCCUAAAACUCCCAUGGCCGGACUGUCGAUGGCGUCGAACCAUGAAGAAGAUGGAGGGAGGUCCCAAUCACGAGAGCAAGAACAGAGGAUAGAUCAUCAAGCUUUGUUACGAGCUUUAACAGGAAAGAGACCGGCAGGAAUGGAAGUGAGUAAAGUGUCCGAGUCUUUGGAAGAGGAAGAAGGUGUAUUUGAGGAUUAUCGACAUUCUAUCAACAUGUUCGGAAAUCGUUUUCUCCUACCAUACGGUCUACGUCUCACUCAGAUGGAGAUGGAUGCACAACCUGUAAGUUACUCAUUUCCUCGAGGGUCAUUGAGGCCCAUUCAUCAUUGAAAUCACAACACCCACCCCUUUUACUGUCUCUUAAACGCCGCGGGUAUAAGGAAUCUUCCAUUUCCAAUACCAUCACAGACCUCUUAGAAAGAUCAAUAUCAAAGGGACAAACUCUUCUCUGAAGUUUAGAGCCCAGAACCGAGCGAACCGGAUCAAGAUCGUCGACAAGAAGACGGAGCUGUACCUUCCGCCCCUCGGACAGGACGGACCGAUGUAGGAAUACAAGGAGAGGUAAUGGAUGGAAUAGAGGAAGGGGUUGAAGAGGUAGAAGGGGAUGAAGAAGUUGAUUUGGAUGCUAGUGUGGAAGAUAUGGAUGAUGGUAUGAUGGAUGGUUAAGGAAAGUUUAUGUCAGUUAUUCAUAUUUACUCGUUAUGACGU
Messenger RNA from Tremella mesenterica DSM 1558, 935 nucleotides. RefSeq lists its product as uncharacterized. Bases 51 to 557 code for a protein of 168 amino acids. The record is from RefSeq and is a predicted model, not a curated record. The transcript is spliced from 2 exons. Lineage: Eukaryota; Fungi; Basidiomycota; Tremellomycetes; Tremellales; Tremellaceae.